Molecule: messenger RNA, 4426 nt
Organism: Wyeomyia smithii (pitcher-plant mosquito)
Lineage: Eukaryota; Metazoa; Arthropoda; Insecta; Diptera; Culicidae
Product: restin homolog
Exons: 7
Coding region: 175-3825 (1216 amino acids)
Source: RefSeq, a predicted model, not a curated record
UCGACAAUAAUUAGUGACGAUUGACGAUAUCGUAUCAGCCUGGUAUCUUCUUAAUCUAAGUAACCAAUUUAAACGUUAUUAAGUUCGAAAAAUUACCACGUGUAUUCCAUGGAUGACUUGAAUGUUUGAUAUUUUAAUUUGUAAUUUUUUAAUGGUUGAUAUAAAUUUAUCGAUAUGGUGGUUAGUUACGAUGUCAUAAACGCAAAGCUCCGAAACCGACUGGACCACCUGCAACAAAAUCAUGCGAAUCCGAAAGAGAAAUUCCGUUUACUUAAGCGUUACCUGUCGCACUUUGUCAAGUUGGUGCGGUACGGAAGACUUUUUGAGUCAUCAUUCUACGACCACUUACAGAUGAUUGUGUCACACUUGAACGAUCGUUAUCCGAUAGACCUAGAAGCAUUAGGAACGGUUAUUAGAACUCUAUGCGUAAUCUGCUACACAUCAGAGGUUCCUUACCAGAUGGUGAUUAUAGGACUACAGGGUUUACUAGAUAUAUUCGAACGAAUUUCUGGUCAAGAAACUUUGAAUGUUUUACAGUGCUGUAAUUCGCAUAUCAAAAGGUUGAUUUCACAAAUCAAGAAAUUCAAAUAUAUGAAAAUUCAAAUGCAAUUGGUCGAACUGGUUUAUGUCAGUUCGUUAGCCUAUGCUGGCAAGUCGGUCGAACGUAGAGAAUACGUUAAAGGUUUCAUUGGAAUUUUGGGCGAUUUCUGUUUGGAACUUCUUGAUUGGAAGCCGGUUCAAGUGACAGAGGAAUGUCGGAAUUUUCUCAUGAGACUGCACACCCGUAACCCUGAUUUGAAUGUGUUAUCAGUUCCUGUAGAAAGAUUUGGAAUCAAUGAAUAUAACUUCACUAAACUAAACAAUAUGAGCACUCUUUGGCUGGAUUUUAACUUUCGCCCUGCAACCAUUCAUUUUUCAGCAGCGGUUGUUGUUAACCAUGGCAACCAUCGAAACGAGAUGACUAUCAAUGUUGAAGUGUUGCACAGUAGUGUUAGUCAUGUUGAGUUUACUGGCAGUGACGAAGAACCUGGGUUGAAAAUCAGCUACACAGCUAUUUGUUUGAAUCCCGCAGUAAUAAAUGUCGACAAAAAAGGAAGCUUGAUAUUCAGGUUAUCGCCAGAAUUUGAUUACACCCGCUUUCGUACCGAGGUUCUCCCUAGUAUCCAAACUAAUCAAGAAAACGAAGAAAGCUAUGGUCCGUACUCAUUGUGUCUAGACGGUUUGCUAAACAUGUCCUUACAAAACACAUUUCCAUCUGUAUCUGCUACAGCUGCCUCUGUGUUCGACCAAUCGGAAAGACUACAAGAGCACCGAGAGGCCAUCGAACAACACAAGAAAAAUCGGCAGCAAAUAUUAAAUGAUCUUAGCACGGGAGACAGUAACAAAGAGAACGAAAUACCUGCCGACUUUAAUCAUUCUCGUUCGUUGAGCCAGGAUGUUCAGAGAUUACGUGUUUUUGAACCGCUAGUAGAAGAUUGUCAACGGCGAAUAAACCGCGACCUAAAUAGGCAACGCUGUUCGAAUCAGCAAACGGUUGGAAAACGAAGGAUUUCUACCGAAAAGCGAAGUUUAAAAAAAACUGUCGAUCGUCUGAAGAACAACAAACAUGAUACAGAAGAACUUAGAUGCCCCACUGAGCUCGAACAACCCAAAUCGAAUGAAUCGUCGGCCAAAAAACGCAAACUAUAUGCCAAUAAAGUUGAAGAAAAUGAAUUAAAUGCAAGUAAAGACUCGCAGACCCAGCGUAACAUUUUUGUAGAGAGAAAACUAGUGAACACGGUAAAGCCUAUGAAAACCCAAGAGGAAAAAUUUGGCGUUUCUGCAGAAGACCAUGAGUAUGAAAAAUUAGAGACAUCUGCUGAUAUAACAACUUCGGAAGAAUUUCAGCAAUCGCUUAAAGCUUACAUUGAUAAUAAUGGCAUUUUCGGUAUUACACAGCAGAAAAUUCUAGAUAAAAAACUUGAAAACAACAUUCGUAAAAUAAAUCAAAUUGUUGAUCGUACUACACGACGAUUUUUCAAGCGCGAGCCUUCUGAGAAUCCUUACGAAUUCAAUGAACCAGGUGAUCGUACGAAAAAACGUAAAAUGAAUAACACGACAACUAAAAAAGCAAAACAGAAGCCGGACGAUGCUGAUCCAGAUUUUUUGCCAAAUAGAAAGGCAAUCAAAAAUAAAUGUAAUGUUUCUCGCCGUAACAAAACUGGAAAUUUACAAAGUAAAACUAAAACUGAGAUGAACGUUUCACAACCCGUACUGUUGAAAACAGAACCGUUAACUCAACGAAAAUCUCUGCCUCGUAAGACGAAACCGUCCGCAAUAGUGGAUUUGAUAUCUGACACAGAACAUACAGAUAAUGAUGAUUUAAUACCGUUGAAAAACUCUUCGAUACGGCUACCGAAGGAAGACACUUUCCAAGAUUUUAACAUUUCUCCCAUGGAAUCUGAGCACUGGCAGAAUCGACGAUCACUCGAGCCAAAAGCUAAAGAUUCCACACACAAACCAUCCAUCAUGCCGACUGGCUUAAAAAGUGGCAAACGAACUCCAGGCGUCAAUGCAAUGAAAGGAAACUCUAAAACUAGGGCAUUGAUUGAUGCAUCCACAGAGAACGUUGACUCAAGCACCAUGUUUACACUAAGAAAUUUCAACAAACCAACAGAAAAUGUUCUACAAAAAACUACAAUGGAGAUAAUUGAACAAGAAAAAAUAAAGAAUCAAAAGCGUGAAUCAUUCUCUUCAUUAUCGGAGAACAGUGUAGGAUGCGUUGUUUCAAUAAAGUCAAUAACUCCUCCAUGUAAACAAACUGAAAAGGUAAUUCAACCGAAACUAACUAAGGAACGUAUUGAGCAACAUUUGGCAAACGAGAGUCUUUCUACUUCACCGCAGCAAUCUGCAGGAUUGAGUCGCUGUUUCAUUCGAUCUCACCCGGAGAGCUUAUCUGAUAGCCGUGCUCGGGAUGGCAUCGCAAAAUAUAACAUGGAGUAUGCACAUAGUAAUUUCAUGUUAAAUAAGUACAUCGCAGAAAGUCAUAACGUUGAUAGACCAGCACAAACAGACGAGGGUGGAGCAAAUGGUGAACCUCAAGAGGGCGAUGUAAGUGUUCAGGUUUCAUCAAUGCGAGAGGCACCUGUUAGAACAUCAGUGUCUUGCGAUUCUUUAUCUACCCACUAUCCUAUGAUGAAGAACAUCACAACUGAAAAUAUACAUGAUGAGCUUGACAAGAAUAAAACAAAUACUGACCAUAAGCCUUUCGAACAAUUUGAUAGAAGUUCAUUCAAGCGCAUUUCUUCUGAUGAGGAAAAUAUUGGUACUCAUGUAAAAGUGUCUCAGGUUCAGACAGAAAGGCAAAAAACUUCAGCAGCGAAGCCUGUUAAAGAACGCUCGAAUUUAGCUGCUGUUAUGAUAGCAAAGUUCAAAGAAAAUUUGCACCAGCAGCUUAAUCCGGCUUUAAGUGAAAUGGAGAAUAAGAUAGGUAAGCUUAAUGGUAUGCAAAAAGUUUUCGAGCAGCUUUCGACCGAUUUCCACGCGAAGGAAAUCAGUAUGAAAUGCAAAGAGAUAGUAGCACUAGAAGAGAAGCUAGAUAAACUUCUUGAUGAUGUGGCUUCAUUGUGUAAGGACUCUAAUGAAAGAAGCAACUAUGCUUUCCAGCUAGGCAAGAAUCUAGUCAAAUACGACAAGUCCAAGCGUAAAGACUACAUAGAUCAACUGGAUAUUGGUCGACAGGAAAUGCCGCUCAUAGUCAAUGACUGCAUUAAAGACGUCUGGAACGAACAGGUGUACACCAGGAAGCUUCAGCUAGAGUUACUGCUUAAAAAAAUGUUAAUGUGAGCUCUAAUGUUUUCUUUCUUGUUAUAUUCUUGUAAAAAUUGUGUCGUUCAAUUGAGUUUCGGAGCAUAUCUGAAUAAUUGUAAAUGUACAAACCUAAUAUAUAUUUCUCCAUAAUAACUUACCUGGUUGAAUUGUUUCGGCAUUCCUUCGCUGGCCCAUCCAUCAUGAAGGCCUCGAAGAGUGCAGAGUAGAUCAGAUAACGCACUGCGAUGGAAAAUAAAAUCGUAUCGGUCUAAGUUUAGAGGCCCGGAUAUUCGUUUUCGUUCAGCGGUGUACGGUACCUAGAACUGCGACGUCCAGUCUAAUGCGAUGGAUUUUAAGAUAAAGCUAACGAGCCACACCAAGUCAGCAGUGCUGGAACAGACGAUGCCCUUUUUUUUGUAACGCACAGAUUAAAAUUAAACUUUCUUGCUAACAGGCGUGUUGAACCCGCCAAAGGUUAACAAUAUUCGUGGACUCGCUUGAGAUAGAAGAUGCAGUAACCUAGGUGAUGUCAUCAAAAAAUCAAACCGAACUAGUAAUAAAACACCAACUCUAUUUGUUCAGCUUGUCCAUUUACAAGUUUGUUUUGGGUUGCUCAAUAAUAAAUACCAUGACCAUC